GUCUACGAUCCCUGUCCAGCCGGCUGUUCAAAAUGAAUCUUCUAGCUCGAAGCUCACUUCUGCCGCGCAUCAGUAUUAGUCGUAGCGCGAUCAUCGCUAGUAGCAAUAUCAAUAACACCACCGGUACUUAUCUUUUUUCGGCUGAUAACAAACAAUCAGUGUCUAAUACUGACUUCAAACGACAUUUCUCCAAGUCGGCGCUUAGCAAUAUGAAGUUCGUUCAGUUCAAAACCGGUUCCGCGAGCAGCCAGCGAUUGGGUGUGCUAUCGGAGGAUGGCAGCAAAGUUUCCGACAUCACGGAAAGCUUUUCCGGAGAUCUGAUCCAGCUGAUCAAGUCCGGUACGUCGUUGGAUGCCGUGAAGGCGAAACUCGGCCAAGCCAAACAGUUGGCGACGAGUGAUGUGAGCUUGCUGGCUCCGGUUACCAAUCCGCAGAAGAUUCUGUGCGUUGGACUAAACUAUCGGGGCCAUUGCGAGGAACAGAACAAGCCCAUUCCGAAGGAACCGAUGUUCUUUAGCAAGUAUGCUUCGACGAUCGUUGGGCCGUUCGAUGGAGUUGUGGCGCACAAGAUUACCGAUCAAAUCGACUGGGAGGUUGAGCUGGCGGUCGUCAUCGGUAAGGAAGCCAAACACGUGUCCAAGGCGAAUGCGAUGGAUUACGUGUUCGGGUACACGGUAGCUCAGGACAUUUCUGCUCGCGAUUGGCAAAAGACCCGCAACGGAGGGCAGUUUCUGAUCGGUAAAUCGAUGGAUACGUUCUGUCCGCUGGGACCGGCAGUCGUUCACAAAUCUCUGAUUAAGGAUCCGCACAAUUUGAGCAUCAAGUGUGACGUCAACGGAGUUGAGAAGCAAAAGGGAAAUACGAGCGAGUUGGUUUUCAGGAUCGAUGAUAUUAUCGAACGGGUUACGCAAUCAAUCACACUGCUGCCUGGGGAUGUCAUUCUGACUGGAACACCUGCCGGUGUUGGAAUGCACCGCAGCCCACCGGAGUUCCUGAAAUCCGGAGACGUGAUCGAUAGCGAAAUCGAGUCGAUUGGAAAGAUCAAGAACAAGGUUGUGGCUGAUCAAUAAGUCAAAAGAAGUUGUGCAAUUCGAAACGGGAAAUGAAUAAAGUUUUAUCGAUUUA
Molecule: messenger RNA, 1125 nt
Organism: Ochlerotatus camptorhynchus
Lineage: Eukaryota; Metazoa; Arthropoda; Insecta; Diptera; Culicidae
Product: fumarylacetoacetate hydrolase domain-containing protein 2
Exons: 4
Coding region: 33-1070 (345 amino acids)
Molecular function (GO): catalytic activity
Source: RefSeq, a predicted model, not a curated record